UUCUCAGAUUCUGAAGAUUCCAAUGGUUCUGAUGCCUCCAAAGAUUUUGAAGAGUCAGAUGAUGAGAUUCCUAUACAAAAACAGAAAACCAAAAAGAGAAACAGAGGAGACGACGAUGGAUCAAAAGAUUUUUCAAAUGCAAUAACCAAUAUAUUGAACUCCAAAUUAAAAUCUUACGAUAGAAAAGAUCCCAUGUUGGUCAGAGCUAAAAAGAGUUUGAAGAAGUUUGAAGAGGACAAAUUGGAAUCAAAGGCAAAAAGAUUGCUUUCAAUAGAGAAAAAGAGUCUAAUGGACCAAAACCGUAUCAGGCACAUAUUGCCCAGUGCAGGCGAUACAAACAUCAGAGAGUAUUUUGAAAGAGAAAGGGCCUUUAAGAAAGUUGCUCAAAGAGGUGUGAUAAAAUUGUUCAACGCCAUUCUAUCAACGCAAACCCAGACCAACACUUCGGUCAGCAACAACCUCGAGAAACAAAAGAAAAAGGGGUUUUCGAUCAAUGCUCAGAAGAAGGAGGAGCUUCUCAACGACAUAUCAAAGUCCAAGUUCCUUGAUUUGGUUAAAGCUGCUGGC
This is a messenger RNA of Ascoidea rubescens DSM 1968, 567 nucleotides long. RefSeq names its product rRNA-processing protein RRP15 (gene RRP15). The annotation marks the transcript as partial. The record is from RefSeq and is a predicted model, not a curated record. Gene Ontology annotation, cellular component: preribosome, large subunit precursor. The transcript has a single exon. Gene Ontology annotation, biological process: maturation of 5.8S rRNA; maturation of LSU-rRNA. NCBI's taxonomy places the organism in Eukaryota, Fungi, Ascomycota, Saccharomycetes, Ascoideales, Ascoideaceae.